AUGCAGCUCAAAGUGCUGCCAGUGCAGCUCAUCUUCCUCGACUACGCCUCCAUAUUCCAGAAAUUCCAGAUAUGGCGUCUCGUUACAAGCAUCUUCUUUGCAGGAGGAUUCAGCAUGAGAUUCGCCUUCACUCUCCUUAUGAUAGCCCGCUACUGUGUACAGAUGGAGACAUCAGCUUUCGCCGGAAGAACAGCGGACUUUCUCUACAUGCUCAUGAUCAACACGCUCAGCCUGCUGCUCAUCGCCCUCCUCAUCCCCUUUAAGAUCUUCUUCCUUAGUGAGCCGCUGCUCCUCUCGGUCAUCUACCUGUGGAGCCGGGAGAAUCCCAACGGUGUCGUCAACUUCAUGGGUCUUCUAUCCAUGCCCGUGAGUCCCCUCUCUAUGGCGCCCCUUGUAUUCCUCUUCCUGUUUAUCCCCUUUAAGUGCCUCUUCCUUAGGGAGCCUCUGCUCCUCUCAGUCGUCUACAUGUGGAUCCGGGAGAAUUCCAACGGUGUUGCGUUCUACCUGCCAUGGGCAUACCUCUUCAUGGAUCUGCUCUUUGGAAUGAGCGUGGUUGACUCGCUAGCCGGCAUAGUGGCGGGUCACAUCUACUACUUCCUCACGGCCGUGUAUCCGCGCACAGGGGGGGCUCAGCUCAUCCGCACGCCACUCUGGGUGGGCAGGCCAAGAGGUCACAUCUACUACUUCAUCAUCCCCGUGUAUGCACGCACAGGAGGCUUGUAG
This is a messenger RNA of Closterium sp. NIES-65, 723 nucleotides long. Lineage: Eukaryota; Viridiplantae; Streptophyta; Zygnematophyceae; Desmidiales; Closteriaceae. The record is from the annotation of a GenBank genome assembly.